ACCUAUUGAUUUUUCAACAUCUUCACUCAUUUCAUAAACUUCGCCUUGAUCUAGUAGUCUAGAUACAAGAUGAUUUUCCAGAAAGUUUUGCGAUUCACUUUAAGCUCACUUCUUCCGUUUCUUAUUGCAGUUUGUGUGGUAAAGGCAGGUCAACAAACCGACAGUAAAAAUCGAUAUGUGGUUGGAAACUGCAUAUUUUUACAUAUCAGUACCAUAUCCGUAGUAGGAAUGCGCGCACAUCUCUCAACGGGCGAAUUUUUAGGAAGUUUCUGUACGGAACUCAGCUUAAAAGAAAUUGAAAAAAAAUCUGCGAAACAGGGUUUGGAUAUCACUGCCAAAGUGAAAGAUUGCAUACUAAAUUACGCAGAAGAAGACCUGUUUCAAAAAUACUUGGAAAUUGGAACCGAAAUCUUGGAAAAAAAUAAACAACACGAAGAACAAUUCGUAGAAGCUGAAAAUUCGGAACAGCCAGAAUCCCAGUUAUUGGAUUUGCAAUCACUGCGAAUCAGUCCAUCAACUGACGUAGAUGAUCAGCAAAAAAAUCAAGACGAAGAACUAGAAGCUGAGAAACCAAAACUACCAGAAUCCCAAGUAUCGGAUCCGCAGUCACCAGCACGAGUCAGUCCAUCAACCCACGUAGAUGAUCAGCAAAAAACACAACACGAAGAACUGGAAACUAAAAAAACGAAACUACCAGAAUCCCAAGUAUCGGAUCCGCAGUCACCAGCACGAGCCAGUCCAUCAACUGACGUAGAUGAUCAGCAAAAAAGUGAUUCUCUACAGAAUCCAUUUGAAGAGUAUGAAACUGGCAUAGAUGUUUCACAAUCAACGGAAAUAUUUAAAAAGAGCGAAUUCACCGCAUUUGCAACAGGAUUAUGCGAAUCGACAGAAUUCGUCAGAUUUGAAGACAUCGAAGAUCCCAAGGAUAUAACCGACACGUUGGUUUGCAGUGAGAAAUGCAUCUCGAGGUUAUUCAAAAGGAUUCAAGAAGUAUUGGAAAAUUUAUGGCAGACAACGGAAGCUGCUAAGAUUGCAAAAAGUGCAGAAACUCGAACAGUGGGCAAAAUGCCACAGCUGCCGGACCGAUUCAAAUUUAUCCCAGAUUGUAUGGCUGCAAAGGUUUCAACUCCACAGCAAGUUACCAAUGUUGCAAAAUCUUAUCUGCAGAAAUACAAUGACGUCUAUUUUAAACUCCAUUCUGAAUACAUUUUAAUAACUGAUGCGCAAAUGGAUGAAAUACUACCACAGGCCUUUUUUGAUUAUGAAAGUUGCGUGAAAUGGGAUUGUUCAUUAUAUAACCAUAGUGAUUUUCCAUUAUCUGGCUGGAUAGAGGAAAAUGCACGCAAUCCGGAUAUCAAAAAUGCACUUUUCAGAAUGCUUCUGCAGAAACAGCCCGAAUUUCAGAAUGAACCUUCUGCGGGUGACAUGCUCAAAAAACAGUUGGAUCCAAGUGUGGAAGUGAAUACAAGUUCUGCUCAAGAAGAAGUGGACGAAAGGACUAAUAUAAAUAAAUCAAAAGUAGCAUAAACUAGGCGAUGUCGUCAAUCAUCAUAAUACUACCCAAUAAUUAUAAAAUAGAAUAAUUUUAAGUAGGUAACUCCUUAUUGUAAGCUCUUGGUUCUCAAGUAAUAAUUCUGCAUACACGUAAUUCUAUUAAUUUGAACCUAAAUUUCAAUGCGACUACAGCCAGAACCGUGCCGAACGGGGGGGAGGGGGGGGUCUCUCUUCUCUUACUCGACGAAAAAUUUAGGCGAAAAGUUGGGAAUUUUCGGGAAAGAUUGGGUGAGUUGGAAAAAGUUGAAAAAAUUAAGAAACUGCUGAGAUAAGUCCAACUGAUAUGUUUUAUUCAUCGCCAUUUAUGGCGUUAGGUGAAAGUAAAAAUUACAGCUUACACAAUAUUUAAUCGUAAGUAAGUUAAUGCAUUCGUAUAACUGAAUUGACUGUCUGAAAGAGAGGAAGCCUGGAUUGACAUUUUUGAUUUUUGAGAGAAAAUCGUAUGAGAAAAUAAGUAGGUAUUGAUCUUAAUACAGCAGAUCAAUAGAUAAAAGCGUCAGAGAAGAGCUUUUUGGCAACGUUGCAUUCUCACAUUGAGAAUUUAUGAUGGAUUAAGCAUGACUUCGGUUUUUCAAAUUCAUUUGCUUCGAUUUUUAUUUUUCAGCUUUGUAAAUUAUUUUUGAUUUAAAAACGGAGAUUUCAAAAAAAAUUAAUUAGUUUUUUUCAUGGCGCUUCAGAUAAAUUUUAAUAUAGCAUUUAAAGAAUUUAACCAAUUGAAAUGGGACCAAUUCAAUGAUUCACUUUUUUCCUGCCAAAAAUAUUUGUUUUUUUUUGUUGGAAAUUGAACGAAGUAAAGUUUAAUUUUUUGGUUGCCCUUUUUUUUCUUUUUUUUUUGUUGUUGGCAGAGUGACAUUUGGCCUUGAACAUUUUUUCUAUAGCACGCUCAUCGAAACACGUAUUGUACAAUUUUUGGGUUCUCAAAUACUCGUAAGCGGAGAAAUUUUUUGUAGUUCAAAAAUAGAUUUUCUCUUUUUUAUUUCUCUAAUCAAUUCAAUUACCUAGAUCGAAGUUGUUUGCUAAUUGGUACCUGUAUGAUUUAAUGACCUGAUCCUUUCCAUCCUCUCUUUCACCAAAAAACACGCUGUCAUGCAAAAAAAAAAAAUAAAUAAAAAAUUGGCAAAUAAAAAAAUGAAAUGAAUU
Planococcus citri (citrus mealybug) is the source of this 2694-nucleotide messenger RNA. RefSeq lists its product as uncharacterized. The record is from RefSeq and is a predicted model, not a curated record. The transcript is spliced from 15 exons. The coding region runs from base 70 to 1527 and encodes 485 amino acids. Lineage: Eukaryota; Metazoa; Arthropoda; Insecta; Hemiptera; Pseudococcidae.